AUCGCGACCGUUGGUGAGCCCGCUCUUUAGUCCGCCCCAGUGUCGGCGGAGAGCAGUGGUGGAGGAUCUUUUGCUGGGAGUGAUGGCGAUCGGUGAGUCGGGGAGCUGUCGGCGACUUAAUCACCAACAUUAUCAGCAUUGUCCUCAUCACUACCUCACGCCCCAUCUGGCGGCGGACUCUCAAGCGGUCACAAAUUUCAAAGUCCGGGCGCAAAUGCCCGUGUGUUCAUAAAAUGGCGGCGGAACCAGCACGGCGGUGUUAGUCGGUAUUCAGGGGCGGAGUGACCGGUGUAAAAUUCAUUCCUGAAGCUCGAUUUGGAUUUUGUGGAGCAUGAGUUGCGAAACUUUCCCCCACAGCGGGGUUUCAGCCGUCGCCGGUUCCUGCAGUGACGGCGGAACGAACGGACACCCUGCCCUGUAUUGGAAAUUCUGGGCCUGGGUCAGGCCCAGUUCGCUGCUCUUCUACCGACUUUCGGACGAGGCCGGCCCCCUCGGGUCGAUCCUUCGUAAGAUGCAAGGCGGCUUGGCCGAGGAGAGCCCCGUCGGAAAUCUGCCUGCCAUCAGUCAGUGGCUGACCGCCAUCCAGCACUGGAGUUCCGAGGCCCCGGGCGGCAGCGAGGUGGUCGAGGAGCCGCCACUCCCUCUACGCGACUCCAGGCCCUCAGCUCCUUGGUCUCAGAGCCUGUUGGGGAAGAUAUGUGGUAAGGUCUGGCCUGGGGUCCUGGAACCCCGCAGCUGGCACGACCCGGCCCGAAGGGCGGUGUGUUAUCCCCGGGAACCGAACAAGCAGGCGUUGGACUGGUGGACCCGUGACUAUCCAGCAUCUUCUCUACAACAGGAAAAUCCCCACCUCAGCAAUUGGGCACACGCUGACCUGCCCCUCUCCGCCGUCCAGAGAAUGGAGAAGCCCUCGGAACUUUACCGACCCUUCACUGUAGAACAGGACCAUGGUUAUUUCAGCCUGGAAGAGGAGCAAACUUGUCCCCAACAGCUCAAAUCAGACAAUGACAUCUCUCCACGACCCGAGGGUGCUAUGGAUCAUUCCUCUGAAGCCAAUGAUGGGAGGAAGAUAAAGGACACUUAUGUAGCAAAUGAAGAUGGAGUUUUAUUGCACCUUGUUGAUGUGGACUUGGCCACCUGCAAUCAUUUGGAAAUUGAGAAUAAGAUUAUAUCUUUGGGGGAUGAUGAUUGGGACAGUAGUGAUGAUACGGAGGGUGACUCUGAGGAAGAGGAAAUCAGCCUUUCCCUACCCAGACCUCAGUGCUCUAAUAAAACCAUAGCCUACAUUUUAGGAAGCCCAGACAGUGAUGAAGAUGAGGACAGCGAGGAUGACAGUGAUUGGGACAGUGAUGGAUUUGACAGUGAUGAAAGUUCCGAACUCUCAGACAGCAGUGUAGAUCUCCAGAAUCUUUUUCCUGAAUCCUCUGAUCCAUACAACCUUAUGAACUUUAAAGCUUUCAUUAAAACUCAGCGCAAGUUAGACACUAGAACUUCAUUUGAACCGAGUAAUCCCCAGCAAUCUGUGCCGUGCUUGCCCAUAAUAGAAAACCUUGAGGACAUAGACUCUGGGUUUUCUGAGACAAUUCAGGAUGAGCCACAUGUUGAAUUGCCUUUGCAAAGAAAAUGCUUCAAAAGGGUUACCUUUGAUGAACAUGUCACCGAAUACUAUGUAAGCAGUGAAGAGAUCCGUAAAGGUCCUUGGGAGGAAUAUGCUCGGGAUCGCUGCAGAUUCCAAAAGCGAAUCAGAGAAACUGAAGAAAGUAUUGGUUAUUGUUUUAAUCUUAAACACCGAUGGACUGUACUGAAACGAUUGCAGAUGUAGAGCUAGUACAGAUAGGAUUGAGAAAACAAAGCUCAUAUCCUUUGCUAGACAGAUUAAUCCUCAAAUUUAUUUGAAUCAUGCAAUAUCAUCUGACAGGAUGAUGGUUGGGUAUGAAAUAUCACAUUUGAGGCUACUGAGAAGCAUAAUCAAAGGAGUCCAAUUGUUUAGGCACUAUUGUGAGCUUUAGUUCUCUUAAUUGUUAUCGGUCUUAUGCCUUUAAUAGUUUUCACUUUUUUAAUGCUUGACUUUCUCUAUUUCUUUAUGCUUGGUUUCCCCAAUGCACAACAUGGCUUCUGUGUGAAAGUUGUAUAUGCUGCUAUUAGAUCAAUUUCUGUGCCCCAUUUGGAGACAGUUAUGGUUCAUGAAGAUUAACACAUAUUUGUUCAAUCAGUUAUCUAAUAUUGUGAUAGUAAUUUACUCCCUUUUUUUUUACUGAAAUCUGGAUUGAUGCAAAGACCUUGUAGAUGUGUUGACUAAGUCCUCUGUGAUUCACUUUAGACAAAAAGCAAAUGUGAAGUAUUUGGAAGAUGUAUUUUUAUUCAAUGUGGUGCUCAACUGCAAUGGGACUGGGGCACUUUUAUCAAAGCAGAGAAAGAUUAAGGGGAGAACAUGACUCAAUUUAUUUUAAAAUUCCAAAGCUCAGGUUGCAUCUGAGUUUCAUUCUGAAAAUCAUAAGUGUUUUAGGAAUAAUAUAGGGCAAAAUCUUAAAGGCUCUUAUCCAAUGUGUUUUUUUAAUAUUUGUUUCAUCACACAAGGAAGCUAUUUGUCCAGUCUUGGCUAACUCAAUUCCAGAGCUGUCAAGUGGGAUUUGAUUCAGGCCUGUGGAAUGGAACUGGAAUUUAUCCACUGCACCAUUCCAAAUAAUUUCUUUAAACUGAAUUUUUGGCAUUGACGUUACUGUUUUGGGUGAGAGUUUCUGAAGUGUAAAUCUUGAAAGGUUGGCCUUCACUGCUGCACUCCGAACGGUAGAGUAUUAUAAGCCAAGCAAAGGACCAGUGCACAUUUUUACCAACUAAUAUUCUUCAAAGCAGCACAGAAAUUACUUCUUUUAUUUUCGAGGUCAACUAAGAAAAAAGGUAAAUUCUUUAGAGAUUAAGUUUUUAAUUGUUUUGGCCUGUAAUACUCCUUUAGUCUUGUUAACUUUUAAAUUUAGACUGCACUCAGUUUCCUGGUAAGUCCUCCACUUAUUUUAUGAUACAUUCCACAUAAUAGCUAGAUUGCAGUAUAACAGAACACUGGAGUCACUUCAUUUUUCAGUUUGAUUAGAUGGCUAUUUAAUUUUAGUUCACAGCUAUUGAUAUGAAGGAAAUUGCGUGCAAUCAGCUAUCCCAUUUCUCCUCUCUCCCCCCCCCCCCCGCCAACUAUCUUUAUGGAUUUGUAACCUCUUAAGUAUGUCAGGAGAAAGGGAAGUUUUGAUUUAAAUAAGUUGUUGAAGCAAAUAGCUUGAAUUAUUAGAACCAAUUCUUUAAUUCUUUGUCAAUACCUAGAACUAUAGCUUUGAGACAACAACGUGAUUAGAUUUUUUUAUAUGGGCUUGUGUAUUUCAAUGUAUUACAAUUGAAUCAUUUACCUACUUGGUUCCAAUAGAAUGUACAGAAAGGAUUUCUCAUUGUUUUCUCUAAGCAGAAACCUUACCUCAGGAGGCGGCUAUUUGAGCUAUCACCCUUAAACCAAAUAUUUGAAAGAACAAUCUUUAACUUCUCCCACUCCCUUACUCUUUCACCUAAUUUCCCCUCCUCCCUUUUGAAAACUCUCAUUGCUUUCAGCCAGUUCAAUCCAUAUCAUUCUAACUAUUUGGCUAACAGAAAGUUUUCGCUAGUUUUAAUAACUUGGUGUAAAGAUUUGAUGUUGCCUGAUUAUGUAGGAGUGUGAGCUUAUAAAGGGAAUUGUGGAGUAAGGUGAGUUCUGCAGUCUGUGCUGCAGUUUUAGGUAGUUAUUAGUCACUCAAUCAACAGCUAAUUUGAUAUAGGGACACUAUGUAUUGCAGCAUUUGAGGGAAGAAAGUGCUACUGUUUCAGGUAAGGGGCCCAAUCAAAGAAAAGUGAUUUGUAACCUUUAUUUUUCUUCCCACUAAUGAUGCCUGAGUUUUUUUUUUCACUGUUGAAUAUUUUCAGAUUACUAUACUACCUACCCAACUGUAAUGCACUGUUGGUAACUAAUCAUAACAUCUUUCUGCUCAUGGGAUGUGAAAUCAAUAUUAUGCUCAAUUUUUUUUGUGAAAAUUAAGCACUAAUUUAUUCCAACUAUUUGGUUGCAUAUGUGCAACAACUGCCAUGUUUUAAAAUGUACAAGUCACAUUUAAAAUCACGUUUCAAUCCCUUUCUCAAGACUUCGUGAACGGAAAUGUAUUGGGUCACUUCCCAUUAUUUUAUUUUUAAAUAAUUGCUUAGGUAGAUCAUUGCUGAAACUAAGCUAUGUGUAAUUGAUAACAACCACUUUUCAACGAUCUUACUCGCAUGCUAAUAAUGAUUGAUGCUUUAAAUACUGCUUAGCUUCCAUUUCCAGCAAUAACUUGCAAACUUGGAGUCUAAAAAUCCAUCAAGCUUUUUAGCUUACUGAAGUGUUACAUUUCUCUCAAACUUAGCAGCACUUGUACAAUGAACUUGGGUAUUUAGGGUGUUGCUUUGUUAAUAGAGUAACACUGGUAAGCACUCCUUUACCCUGCAUCAGGGCACCUCUUCUGGUCGGAUGAUGAGUCUCUACUGGUGAAUCUGCUCACCUGAAAAGAAUGGUCACUCAGACUAAAGAAAGCAUAAGGAAAUGCUGACUGACCGUGUAUUAUCUGCUGCUGUUCGCAUUCCUCACUUGGUAAAUGUGCAACCCUACUCUCAGAAUUAUUUUUGAGGGAUUCUGGUGAGCAAUUGCAGCUGAACUCAGCAGGUGUUGGAAAUGGCAGUCAAAAUGGUCAGAAUUACCACAACACAAAUCCACUGUCAGCAUCUUUUUUUUCCCCCUUGCAUUCUGUAAUCCUCACCUUUGAUUAUCUAUGUCAGGUAUGGGAGUUCCUGAAGACCGAUUAGCAAGAGAUGCUAUUUUGCACCAUUUUCCCUCAGUUUGAGUUUUAAUUUACCAAGCAUCUAAUUAUUUUGUAAAUUUUUUGCAAAUGUGUAAAAUAUAUAAAGAACUAUAUUUUGCAUCGGAUUUAUUAAUUAUUGGUAAAUGGCUACAAAAUUAAUUUAUAAUUCCCAUCAAAUUCUAUUAGAAGAUGAAUUGCUAAUGGUGCUUAAAAAUUGAAAUAACAAAUAAAAGGAACCUGAAGCUUG
Molecule: messenger RNA, 5085 nt
Organism: Hypanus sabinus (Atlantic stingray)
Lineage: Eukaryota; Metazoa; Chordata; Chondrichthyes; Myliobatiformes; Dasyatidae
Gene: ppp1r15b
Product: protein phosphatase 1 regulatory subunit 15B
Exons: 2
Coding region: 332-1822 (496 amino acids)
Biological process (GO): response to endoplasmic reticulum stress
Cellular component (GO): endoplasmic reticulum; protein phosphatase type 1 complex
Molecular function (GO): protein phosphatase regulator activity
Source: RefSeq, a predicted model, not a curated record